Selaginella moellendorffii is the source of this 1911-nucleotide messenger RNA. RefSeq lists its product as uncharacterized. The record is from RefSeq and is a predicted model, not a curated record. The coding region runs from base 65 to 1702 and encodes 545 amino acids. The transcript is spliced from 9 exons. NCBI's taxonomy places the organism in Eukaryota, Viridiplantae, Streptophyta, Lycopodiopsida, Selaginellales, Selaginellaceae.
GGAGGGAAAAUAUUUCUUGAUCUAGGGCUUAGGGUUCUUGCGGGGCGAUGGGGAAGAAAUUGCAAUGAGCGGCGCGAGGGCGUACCGCAACGGCAGCAGCACAGCUCAGCUGCCGCCAUUGCCCCGGAUUUCCAAGAUUCCUCCCAAAGUAUGGGGGAUGCAGCAUCAGUCGACCAGUAGCCGGGAUUGGAGCUCGAAAUUCUGCCGAUUCUUGAGCAAUCGGCGCACUGGCCUCUAUGUCGCGGCAUUCCUGGCCUGCAUCUCUCUUCUCAUGCUCGUCAGCGAUUUCAGCAUUGUGUCGCUUCCCAGGCCGCCUUUGCAAGGAGAAAAGCAAAGAUCCAUCUUUGGUUCCACGAAUGCGGCAAAUGAGACGAGUGAAGCUGCGGCAGGCGCCGCGAGUGUGGUCGAGUACCUGAGGCUGCUGCCUCCGACGUCUUUCCUUGAUCCUCCGCUUCCUCAUGGGCACCCUUGCGAGUCUUUCACGAUGCCGCCCCCUCCUGCGGACAAGAAGAGGACUGGACCACGCCCCUGCCCAGUCUGUUACCUUCCAGUCGAGGAAGCAAAGAAGCUUUAUCCUCCAUCUGGCGUUUUUCCGUCUCUCAUCGUCCAGAACCUCACCUAUGUACGAGAAGAUACUUCUACUGCGGCAACCUCGCCGGGAUCGGCUUUUGGCGGCCAUCCCACCUUGGAGGAUCGCAAAAGAUCACACAAGAUAGAGGAGUCGAUGCACUUGUACUGCGGUUUUGCCAGGGGAAUCAAACCCGGUGUUGGUUCUGGUUUCGACAUUGACGAGUCCGAUUUGUAUGACAUGGAAAAGUGCCAUGGCAUUGUGGUUAUCUCUGCCAUCUUUGGAAACUAUGACCCCUUGCAGCAGCCCAAACACAUCAGCGAGCAUAGUAAGAAAAACGUUUGCUUUUUCAUGUUUGUCGACGAAGAGACCCAGGCAGCAAUCAUCAAGAGGGGUGGUUCUUACUCUAGAACUAAAAAGGUUGGUCUGUGGAGAGUGGUGACAGUCCACAACAUUCCUUACUUAGAUCCAAGGCGCACUGGGAAGAUCCCGAAACUUCUCUCGCAUCGCCUAUUUCCAAAUGCAAGGUUCUCUCUGUGGAUCGAUGGCAAGCUCGAGCUCGUGGUUGAUCCCUACCAGAUUCUGGAAAGAUUUUUGUGGAGAACGCACGACACCUUCGCCAUCUCCAAGCAUUACAAGCGCUUCGACGUUUUCACAGAGGCAGAAGCUAACAAGGCAGCUAGAAAGUACAACAAUGCCUCCAUUGAUGCGCAGGUGAAUUUCUACCGCAAGGAAGGACUGGUGCCCUACACGACUGCCAAGCUGCCAAUCGUUAGUGACGUUCCCGAGGGUUGUGUCAUCGUCCGGGAGCACACACCGCUGACAAACUUAUUUACGUGCCUGUGGUUCAAUGAGGUGGAUCGUUUCACAUCGCGAGACCAGAUAAGCUUUGGGAUCGUCCGGGACAAGAUCAUGGCCCAGGUUCCAUGGCGGAUCAACAUGUUCCUGGAUUGCCAGAGACGAAACUUCGUGGUGCAGGGAUAUCAUCGAGACGUGAUCGAGCAAAGACGAGCUGCUAGUUCCAGGCGGCCCCCGGCCCCUGAGUUAAGCACCGCGAAAGCUCCGCCACACCGCUUGCAAGCUCCCACCGCCAAGAACGCGAGGAGCGUCAGACAUAGCGGCAAGGUUGCAUAAAAAUUUCUCUCCCGGUUUUGGUUACCUGUAUAGGAGAUUCGUUUGUCUCUUUCCAGUUGAUGGCUGUUGUGAAUUACAAUGGCCUGAGACGAUUUUUCGAAGAGAACCUGUGCGCGAGUUUUUUUCUUUUUCUUAGAACUCGUACGUACGAUCAAAUCCUGUGCUAAAAUGCGUGUUACCAAAUAAAAUACACGACACAAACCUCCGCU